Molecule: messenger RNA, 2750 nt
Organism: Oreochromis niloticus (Nile tilapia)
Lineage: Eukaryota; Metazoa; Chordata; Actinopteri; Cichliformes; Cichlidae
Gene: ccni
Product: cyclin I
Exons: 10
Coding region: 280-1533 (417 amino acids)
Source: RefSeq, a predicted model, not a curated record
GAGACUUUGUGUUUCGCUCUUCCCCCCGAGUCCCCUCCUCGGAAGUAGACGUAUCAGUCUAUAUUCCGUUCUUUUAUUUUUAUAUAUUUUAUAUACAACAACCCCCUUUUAUCCCGAAUAACGAUGGACGACUAAAGUGAAGUGCGGGUACCCGUUUUCACCCUUUUCUCUCGUCCUUGAACCGAGUGGACCGGAUGAAACCCAACUGUGGUCUUCUCCGCUUCGCAGGGGAGGUAGCUGUAUCCAGUGGGGAGGUAGGCUCAGCCCAGGGAGGACACGAUGAAGUUCACCGAACCCUGGGGACGCCAGAGGUUGUCUUUUCUUUUGGAAAAGGCCGCCUCUAGGGAAGCCAAGAUGUGGAAGGUCUACGUGCCAAAGAAGCCUUCCUCACAGGAUACAGACAUCUCCCCGGCCCAGCGGGACGAGGCGGUGCGCUGGCUGACGGAGCUCCAUGGCAGGCUGCAGCUGUACCCAGAGACGCUGGUGUUAGCUGUCAGCAUCCUGGAUCGCUUUCUCGCUCCCAUCAAGGCCCGUCCAAAGUACCUGCGCUGCAUUGCCAUCGCCUGCUUCUUCCUGGCUGCCAAGACCUGUGAGGAGGAUGAGUGUGUGCCAUCACUGAAGGAGCUCGCUGCCUCCAGCGGGUGCGGCUGUUCUCCCUCAGAGAUCCUGAGGAUGGAGAGGAUCAUCUUGGACAAACUGAACUGGGACCUGCACACCGCCACUGCGCUGGACUUCCUGCACAUUUUCCACGCGAUGGUGCUGUCGUGUCGCUCCGGGUUCUUGGACUCCAUGUUGGGACUUAACCGCUCUCAGCACCUCGCCCUGCUCACUCAGCGACUCUACCACUGUCUGGCUGACCACACACUCAUGCAGCUCAGAGGAUCCAUGCUGGCCUUGGCCCUCUUCACCCUGGAGCUGGAGAACUGCUGUCCAGACUGGCUGGCUCUCACUAUCGAGCUGCUGAGGAAGGCGCAGAUCGACAGCUCUGAGCUGAUUCGCAGCCGUGAGCUGGUGGCUCGUAGUCUUUCCACACUGAGAGCUUCCCUGCCUCCGAACACCGUGUACAUCUACCAGCCCCCGCAGCCUACACCACCCUGCUGCACACUGGGGACCAUCACCUCCACCACCGAGUCUUCCAGGGACCACGUCACCUCUGCCCAGCCACAGUCUACUGCUGGUGGUGGGGAAGAGGAGGACAGCCAGCAGCCUUUGAGUGCCAUCUCCUCCUCUGCAGACGGCAGCAUCCCAGCCCUGCUUUCUCCCCCCAAACACCUCCACCAUCUUAAUCACCUGCAGAAAGUCACACUGCGCUGCAAGGCCUCCACCAAACGCAAGGUGGAGGAGAUGGAGGUGGAUGACUUUUACGAUGGCAUUAAACGUCUCUACAACGAAGACGUCACCACCACCAAUACCACCGCCGUCCAGGAGGGGGCGAUAACGCCAAUAGCCGGAGGAGGAGGAGGGGUUCUGCCAGCUCGACAGGAAGGCAGCUCCUCCCCCUGCCCGCCUCUGCAGCCAGCCAGCGCCUCCUAGAGACCAAACAGGAAGCCGUCUACCAAAACCGCCUUGACGCCAACAUCAUCUUCCUGUUUUCAGGAAACUGUCGUGGAAGAAAAAAAUGAAUCUUUCCGACUUUAAAAAAUUUAAGCAUGAGAGAUUCCGAGUAAAAAGCAGCAGCUCCGAGAGGAAAGUUGCCCGUCACAGUUGCCGCUAAAAAGAAGAUGAUGUUGGUGGUUAAGACUGUUUUGGUUGCGGUGAAACGACCCCCGUCCCGCUCCCCCCCCCCAACUCGGUGUGAUGCUGAGCUGUUCGUGUGGCCUGCAGUCAGCUCCCAUCAUCCCCUGCAGCGGGGACAACAGAGCCCAAAAAAAUAUUUAAACGUUCAAAAACUAAAAAACCUGCCGCUGCUACUCUGUUCUUAUUAAUUCUAUUUGUUGAACACAAAUAUGAGAAAAAUCAUCUAAAAAAUUAUAAGUAGAAAAUACUGAAAAAAACCUAGACUUGACUUCCUGCAUCUGUUUGUCACCUUAUAUUUGUCUUUAUUUUCAUAUAUUUAUACUUCUAUCCCGUCCCUCCUCAAUCUGCCUAUUUAUAACAUAUUCAUAGAGAGUCUGAAUCAAACGUAUGAAGGUUUGUGUAGAUUAUCUGUAGUUUUCACCCUGUUGGGGGGAAAAAUGUUUUUUGGUUUUUUUUGUUUGUUUUUAGUAAAAUCUGAUUGUUAAAAAGAUGCUGAUAUAAACAUUUACUUUCCUUUCAAGCUUGUUGUGACGCUCAACUGAAUGAACGCGUUUCGCCCACCAAAGGUUCAUUUACUAUUUGUUUUGGGGCCCGAAAAGCAGCUAUUUGUGGAUUGUGUGCUUUGAAAAAGUAAGAAAACAAUCUGGCUGUGAGGCAUGAGAGUUAAUAAAAAAGAAAACAACUCUGACUUAACUAAUCCUGGCUAACAUGAUGUUAUCCAGCUACAUUUAUCCCCAAUCCUGAGUUGUGCUUUUUGGUUAAGCGGCUGCUUAAAAUUAAUAGACAGAAAUAUGUGUUUUAAGCUGUUUUUUCUAUGGAGUUGAGUGACUAUCUUCACUUUGAUGUUCAAAGCUAAAACACUCUGUUUUGUUUGUUUUUUUUAAAAUUCCUUCAUGUUCAGUAUAUUUUCCUUCAUGAAAAAAGCUCUGUUGUUCCUGCUGUAGGAGUUGCCGGUGGCCAUGCCAGGUCCCCGAACGCACCACGGCACCAGUAAAUAAAGAAUAUGAAACUGA